AUGAUUCCUCCUCAGCCCAUUGCUUCGUCCUCUUCAUCUGCACUCCCUGACUUGGUCCCAUUCAUCCAGCCCAUUGUCAUGCCCAACAGAGUGGAGCUUCCAUACAACCCAACAAACCGCAAACACAAGAAAAUCAUUACUUAUGCCAUAAAACCAGUCAAGGAACAUGCAGUAAAUGCACAAUCUAUAUUGACCUUGUCAGCCAGAAAGGUAAUAGUUCAACAGAAGUUUCAAGAGUCAGCUACAAAGCACUAUAUUUAUCCAGCAUUUGCAAAUGACUGGUCUCUCGCAAAUUCUUCAACACUUUACAUGAUACUAUCUAAUCCAUACAAACUCAUCAUACAUAUGUUAAAGAAAAUUGUGUGCACCAAUAUAGCACUAUUCCAUCUAUGUCCUGGGGCACAGUUGAUGGUCAGUGAGGUUGAAUUCAAGAUAUACAAGAUUGCAGAGCUUCUUAGCAAAUGGACUUUUCCACCGAAAUUUACAUUUGGCAUGGAUGAGUCUGGCAUCUCAUACUUCCUUGAAAAUGAAGUACUAUGGCAUGUCGUUCUAGACGCUAUCAUGGAACUCAGCCUCUACAAGUACCUCACUGAUCUGGACAGUAUAUUCUGUGCAGCUGCAGUUGCUCUUAAGUGUGCAUUGCAGGAGUUUGCGACUGGAUGGUUUAUUGAUAUUGAAUUUGCUGGUGACGUAUAUACUGAACUUUACCAUAGACUGCUAGAGCAUCUUGAGGCAAUCACUGCUGACCCAUCCUUGUUGGCACAAUGGAAUGAGUACAAGGAUCUCACUCAUACAAGGCUGAUGCAGCUAUGCAGCUAG
Molecule: messenger RNA, 819 nt
Organism: Suillus bovinus
Lineage: Eukaryota; Fungi; Basidiomycota; Agaricomycetes; Boletales; Suillaceae
Exons: 2
Coding region: 1-819 (272 amino acids)
Source: RefSeq, a predicted model, not a curated record